This is a messenger RNA of Drosophila virilis, 844 nucleotides long. NCBI's taxonomy places the organism in Eukaryota, Metazoa, Arthropoda, Insecta, Diptera, Drosophilidae. The record is from RefSeq and is a predicted model, not a curated record.
UCGAUAAGACUUUGUAUAUCGGUUUUACAAUCGAUCGAGCUUCUGUUGCAGAGCAUCGAAAUAUUUCAAUUGUGCUAAGCGAUGGGGGAGAGGGAGCGGUUAGAUGUCUUGUUAUUUAAUUUUAGCUGCUUUUGACAACAAUUAAUCGAGCCACAAAUGCCAAAUCGCGCGUUUAACCUAAUGCCAACGAUUAAAUUUAGCAUACACUGCGUGAAAAUGUCCGACGAGGCUUUGGUAAGUGCAACGUGUGUACGCAAUUUGGUUACUUCACUGUUUCGCAUUUAUCUUAAAGGAAAUUUUCAAGUCAAGUUCAAACCAGAAGCAUAGCUCAAUGACUGCAAAGCCACUAGAGCAACAGCGCCAUCAGACCAAAAACAUUGCCACCGAAAAGGACGUACUGCGUCAUAUGUGUGAGCAUUGCGGUUAUAGAACUCGCAUACGCGGAAAUUUGAAAGUGCACAAACGCCGUCAUACUGGGGAGAAACCCUUUCGCUGUAACGUAUGCGAUGCUUCCUUCGCGGCGCGAUAUCAAUUGACCACACACAACGAACGCCAUAUGGACGCACAUCAGCGGCGCAGUCGCUACAUGUGCAAGGAUUGCAAUGUGGGAUUUCUCAGUGCGCGCGCUCUUUAUCAUCACAAGCCGCUCCAUGCCGAAAGUAAGCAGUAUAAGUGUGCAUUGUGUGACAAGUCCUUUGCACAGGCAGCUGGCUAUGCGCAGCACAAACGUUGGCAUCGCCAGCGUUACGGGCGAGCAACUGCCACAACCAGCUUAAAAGUGCCCGAGGCAAUCGAUGCAAAUAAUUCAAAUUAGCGCGCUAACAUGUUUGCCAACACUGACGUU